Platichthys flesus (European flounder) is the source of this 2450-nucleotide messenger RNA. RefSeq names its product secretory carrier membrane protein 2, like (gene scamp2l). NCBI's taxonomy places the organism in Eukaryota, Metazoa, Chordata, Actinopteri, Pleuronectiformes, Pleuronectidae. The record is from RefSeq and is a predicted model, not a curated record. The coding region runs from base 144 to 1151 and encodes 335 amino acids. The transcript is spliced from 9 exons. Gene Ontology annotation, cellular component: trans-Golgi network membrane; recycling endosome membrane. Gene Ontology annotation, biological process: protein transport.
GACACCUUGUCCCCGCAGCGCAUGCGCAGCGGCAUCAGGAGCGAGGAGGAGGAGACGCACGGUCACUCAGGAGCUGUCUCACCGUCUGUCUCAUCGUCUGUCUGUCUUCCUGGGUUUGUUUAUUCCCCUCACGCUGCUCCACAAUGUCGGGAUUCGAUAGCAACCCCUUCGCGGACCCGGUGGACGUGAACCCCUUCCAGGAUGCCUCAGUCACACAAGCCACCAGCGGGGCCGCUGAAACCACCGGGGAGUUCAACCCCUUCUCAACAAAUGACAUGGGAAAUCACACUGGCACGACCAUCCCCAUCUCUUCUGGCUCCACUCAACCUGCCAUACUACAGACCUCAGUGGAGCAGAGCGCACAAGCAGCUGUGACGGCUGCUGCCCAGGUGAGCCUGGUCAAACAGCAGGAGGAGCUGGAGAAGAAGGCGGCUGAGCUGGAGCGGAAGGAGAAGGAGCUACAUAACCGGACGGCAGGCAGAACCAACACUGGCACUAAAGAGAACAACUGGCCGCCUCUGCCCAGUUUCUCCCCGGUGAAGCCCUGCUUCUAUCAGGACUUUGAUGAGGAAAUCCCUGAGGAGUACCACAGGAUCUGCAAGAGGAUGUACUACCUCUGGAUGUUCCACUGCGCCACUCUCUUCCUCAACGUGCUGGCCUGCCUGGCGUACUUUACUGUAGACGCUCAGAACGGUGUGGACUUCGGUCUGUCCAUCCUCUGGUUCCUCCUCUUCAGCCCGGUGUCCUUCGUCUGCUGGUACAGGCCGGUCUACAGAGCCUUCAGGUCUGACAGCUCCUUCAGCUUCUUCUUCUUCUUCUUCGUCUUCUUCUUCCAAGUGGCGGUGUACAUCAUCCAAACCGUGGGGAUCCCCCGGUGGGGAAACAGUGGAUGGAUCACAGCAAUAAGCAUGAUCGGCUCCAAUUUGGCUGUGGCCGUGGUUAUGAUGGUGGUCGCUGGUUUCUUCACUGUAAACUCUGUCCUGGGUAUCAUCUUACUGAAAAUGGUCCACUCUAAGUACAGACGGACAGGAGCCAGCUUCACCAAGGCUCAGCAGGAGUUCUCCCAAGGAGUCCUGACCAACAGAAACAUCCAGACGGCUGCAGCCGGUGCUGCCGCCUCCGCUGCACAGGGAGCCUUUGGCUCUCCGUAGUCUCUUAUCUGACUAAUGUACCGGACUGGCAAUGUCCCAACAUGCCUCGGGGGCUUAUGUGAUAGGGGGUUUAUUAUUUAAUGAAAAUGCUAAUGAGGGUGUCCACUUUCUCCACGUGCAAACUUUUAAAGACACUGUGGAUAAUAAAGAAGAGGAGUGAGAGGUUUUGCACAUGCAUGUAGUGUUACUGAAUUCUCUACCACCCUCAUCAGUACAUGGAAUCCAUAUAACAAAUCAGACUAAUCAUACAUUGUUUAGUUUUAAGUGUAAAGUACAAUUAUUUAAAUCCGGUGACUGUUAAAGACACCGGUGAAAGCAGGAGGAUCCCCCCCCCCCCAAACUGAUCCUUUUGAAAUAAGUUACUGAGGCAACAUAAAUAAACACAGCACAUAAGGUUUGGAUAGUUUAAAAUGUAUAUUUGACAUGAGAAUGUUUUAGCAUCAGUGAUUGAUGGUUACACAUAAUAAAUGUAUACGUGUUGUCAUCACAACAUCAUGCAGGGCCUUACAGGAUAACUAGUCUAUCACCACCUUAUUAUACUCAACUAAACUUGUAAUAUUCUCACUACUCCUACACUGGCUGCCUUAAAAAAUGAGCUUGUUACAUGUUCCACUACUGAUGAACACAGAACUUUUUGAAUGUGUAUAAUGUUGUAUUGGAUCAGCUUGUGAUUAACGAAGGUGACGGGAUGAAGGUUUUUCUUACUUCUGUUUCAAUCUGUUAAUUGGUUUAGAUGAAGUGAGACAAAAAGCUCCUCUGGGUGUAAAUGAAGAAGCUGUUUAACUGGAAUCACACGUUUUUAAUUCAUGCUGAGUUGUUAGAAACAACUUCAUCUUUUUAUUUUUAUGUCGUAGAAUAAUGCUGUGAUUCAUAUGAGAGACAUGGUACAAGUUUAUUAAUUUAAAGUUACUAGCAAAAAAGGCACAUUAAUGAGCAGAAAGAGUACAAAUCCAUCAUCCAUUGUUUUUGCAAACAAAGGUCAUGUGUUACUGAUUAGUCACAGAUUUUAUUUGUUGCAGUAACAGUGAAUCACGUAGUUUAGGUGUGACCUCAGGGCCUUUACGCAGAAGUAACCUACCUAUUUGUGUGUGGGGAUUUAAGGCUGAGUGGUGUCAAUGUCUUUGUCUGAUUUUGUUUGUCUUUUAUUGUACGGUGAGGUUUCCCCUUCGUGAUCAGAUUGUGUAAUAAUGUGUGUUGUACAUAUCGGUGACUUAUUUAAAUCAAAUUUCCUGGAGAUGUAAUUGUUGGAAAUGGUUUCUCAGCCUUAACAUUUAAUAAACUGUACUUUUUUUCCCUCUC